GAAAACGCAGUGGUUGUGUCGCCCAGCCUCCUUACCAUCGUGUCGAAUGCGGAUUCCGAGCAUGUAGGGUGGUGAACAACUCGCCUUUUUCGUCCUGUGACAGACAUAGCAGACUUAGAUAAUAAUGUCCGCACCAAUUUCUAGUCUCAAUAGUCUUUUUUCUUUCACCUCACCUGCUGUCAAGAGGUUACUUGGGUGGAAACAGGGCGACGAAGAAGAGAAGUGGGCGGAAAAGGCAGUGGACUCGUUGGUGAAGAAAUUGAAGAAGAAGAAAGGUGCACUAGAAGCACUUGAACGAGCACUUGGAAAUCCCGGAGAACCUUCAGAAUGUGUUACCAUUCCACGUUCGUUAGAUGGUCGGCUUCAGGUUUCUCACCGGAAGGGCCUUCCCCAUGUCAUCUACUGUCGUGUAUGGCGCUGGCCCGAUCUUCAGAGCCAUCAUGAGUUAAAACCGCUUGACUGUUGUCGCUUCCCUUUUUCUGCUAAAGAAAACGAAGUUUGCAUCAACCCCUACCAUUACAAACGCGUUGAAAGCCCUGUCCUGCCACCAGUCCUCGUUCCUCGGCACAGUGAAUAUCCCAGUGUCGGUUCCGUCGCCUCAUCACCAACCGCUCCACAAUGCGGGGCUGGAAACAACGCACUCAUCGGGAAUGCUGGUAAUCGCCUGUCCAUGUUUCAUCAGAUGCCCGAGCCCACUAUGCCCUACAAUGUCAGUUAUCCACAAGGCUUUGCACAUUCUCCCACAGGGAUGGCAAGCAAUGGUACUUCCACUGAAAGCUCCAUCACCACGCUAUCAUCUCCAAGUAGUAUGCACCCGGUAACCUAUCAAGAGCCAAAGUACUGGUGUUCCGUUGUCUACUACGAGCUGAACAAUCGAGUCGGCGAAGCGUUCAAUGCACUGCAGCCCAGCAUCAUUAUUGAUGGAUUCACCGACCCAUCCAACAAUGCGGAUCGCUUUUGUCUCGGUCUGCUGUCCAAUGUAAAUCGGAACUCUACAAUCGAAAAUACCAGGCGACAUAUUGGAAAAGGUGUCCAUCUGUACUACGUUGUUGGUGAAGUUUAUGCCGAAUGUUUAUCGGACAGCAGCAUCUUUGUCCAGUCCCGCAACUGCAACUACCACCAUAAUUUCCACCCCACGACAGUUUGCAAAAUUCCUCCAGGUUGUUCGCUAAAAAUAUUCUCCAACCAGGAGUUUGCCCACCUCCUUAGUCGCACGGUACAUCACGGUUUCGAAGCUGUUUACGAGCUGACAAAAAUGUGCACAAUCCGGAUGAGUUUUGUCAAAGGCUGGGGCGCAGAAUACCAUCGUCAGGACGUCACCUCAACGCCAUGUUGGGUUGAAAUUCAUCUGAACGGACCACUACAGUGGCUUGAUCGUGUACUAACCCAGAUGGGCACUCCGAGAAAUCCCAUUUCUUCAGUAUCCUGAUCACUUUUGCCAACCAUAGUCGAUUUGUUCUUCACAGUCUAUCUGACUCCUUCUCCGGUUACUUUUCACCAGCGCCUUCUCCCUGUCUGACCAUGCAUAUGUUACCCUGUGAUUAUUCUAGAACCCACUCGCUAGGUUUCGUUUCAUCAUUGCUCGUGACUGAGUCCUCUUGGUCACUGUUGGGACUCGUGUUUUUCCACAACGGGGUCUGAUCUCUUCACUGCGCCUAUCCCCGCGGUGUCGUACCGCGCUACAUAACCCAGUGUUACUUGAUUUCCCGACCGAAGCAGCCAAUUUCUAUUGCGCGUCUCUUUCCCCAUAAGUUCUUGCUUGUUGUUGUCCUCUUUUUGUUUACUGCACAUGUCUUCUACAGGUAGGGCUUUGGUUUGUGUCGGUGUGUGUAUACGCUUAUCUACAUCCCUUCAUUUCUUAUCAUCUCUCUCUCUCUCAUCAAGCCGUCUGUCCUUGUGUCUUUCAGUUGUGCCUUAGUCAUCUGCGACAAGCAACACUGCCUCUAUUUUCUCCCCGCUCGUUUCGUUUGUCGUGCCCUCUGGCCAGUAUGUGUCAAGGUGUAUUUCUACCAAUCGUUGCAUUUAUGACACGAUAUCGUUGCCGUCGCGUCACGAUCUGCAGCAAUUAAUUUUACACAUCUUGGAAUCUCUUCGUUUUCUUGACGGAAAAUACCCAUUCCUUCCAUCUCCAUGUGUUUUUUUAAUUUGUUAUUUUUAUCCACGGCAUUUCGUUUACACGCGCCAACCACGUUUCGACUGUUCUUUUGUAUACUGUGUGAACAAGUAGGCAGUGGCCCCCCUUGUUCUCCAUUGGUGCUAAUCGGUUAACCAUUUGGAUCAAUCGCAUGAUUUAGUCGUUGUAAAGAGUAUUCUAUUCCCCGUCCCUCAUUUUUAUGUAACGUCGGCCUUAUCCGGUAUGUCAACUCAAACGUGAAUGAUUGUUAUAUUCACAGUAUGCUCACAACAUACGCAACAUUCUAA
Molecule: messenger RNA, 2421 nt
Organism: Opisthorchis viverrini
Lineage: Eukaryota; Metazoa; Platyhelminthes; Trematoda; Opisthorchiida; Opisthorchiidae
Exons: 4
Coding region: 125-1429 (434 amino acids)
Biological process (GO): BMP signaling pathway; anatomical structure morphogenesis; transforming growth factor beta receptor signaling pathway
Cellular component (GO): heteromeric SMAD protein complex
Molecular function (GO): RNA polymerase II cis-regulatory region sequence-specific DNA binding; I-SMAD binding; DNA-binding transcription factor activity, RNA polymerase II-specific
Source: RefSeq, a predicted model, not a curated record